UAAUCUUGUUGGGAUCCUUUUACUCACGCUCCAUUCUAGAUGCUUGAAACAUUUUCAACUAUUUUGGUAAUUGUGAUAAAUAUUGUCAAAUACUAAUAUCAUAAAUAAUAUAUGUAUAUAUAAAUAAUGCAUAUAUUUAUAUGCUUGAAUUCCUAUAGAAGCGCAUCUGUUGUUACUAUUAGCUUCACAUCACCUAUUCCUUCUCCUUUAGACUAGGAACCAAUCUCCUUCCUUCCUUCUCAGGCCAAAUUUGUUGUUAUUCAGCUCCAUGUUCAGAAAAUAAUUGCAGAUAAUACAUGGCAUUUCUGAGAAUCGGUUCUAAAUCUGAUGCAUUUCAUCGCCAAGGCAAGAUAUGGCAAUGCACUACAGGCUUACCCAGUGACAUUACUAUCGAAAUCGGGGAUGUCUCCUUUCAACUUCACAAGUUUCCUUUGCUUUCUCGAAGUGGGCUUCUCGCUAAGAGAAUUAACGGAGAGGACGAUUCAAACCAACCAAUCACUGUUCUUCAACUCACUGAUGUCCCGGGUGGGGCGAAAGCGUUUGAGUUCGUCGCUAGAUUCUGCUACGGUGUUAAAAUAGAGCUGAACGCUCUCAAUGUUGUCAGUGUUCGUUGCGCGGCGGAUUAUCUUCAAAUGAAUGAGGAGUUCGGGGAGGGGAAUUUAGUCGCGAAAACGGAAUCCUUUCUGAGCGAGAUCUUUGCGAACUGGACUGACUCGAUGAACGCACUUGAAUCGUGUCAGGAAGUUUUACCCUAUGCGGAGAAGAUUCAAAUUGUCUCGAGAUGCAUUAAUUCGUUGUCGAUAAAAGCCUGCGCUGAUUCUUCUCUUCUUAGCUGGCCAGUCUCUGUUCCUGAUAGUAAUGAAAAGACGAGAACCACUUCAAAUGAAACCGGAACUGUUUUAUGGAACGGGAUAUCGGUUCCCUCCGGCGACGAUUGGUGGUACGACGAUGUCUCGGUUUUACGAUUACCACUUUACAAGCAACUUAUAAGAACGGUGGAAAUUGGAGGAAUGAAGCCAGAAAGAAUCUCAGGUUCCAUCAUGUAUUAUUCGAUAAGACAUUUACAAAUUAUAAACAAUUUAUCGAAUUCGACUAAAGAUUCUUUAUCACAUCCACCCGAGGCGGAACAAAGGGCUCUUCUGGAAGAGAUCGUGGAGUUACUCCCGGUUCAAAAGGGUGCAACGGAUAGUCGGUUUCUCCUAAAACUCCUUCGAGUGGCCAUGAUAUUGCAGGCUAGUUUGCCAUGCAGAGAAAACUUGGAGAAGAAGGUUGGAUUUCAGUUGGACAUGGCCACCCUCGAGGAUUUAUUGAUACCGAAUAUGGGAUAUUCGGGCGAGACAUUAUACGACGUGGAAUGUUUCCAAAGGAUUCUCGAUCAUUUCAUGUCAACCGAUUUGGCGAUCUCUGCUUCCCCUUGUAUAUUUGAAGAGGAUCAAGUGAUAGAUGGUGCCCCGCCUUUGAUGUCGUUGACUAUGGUUGCGAAUCUUGUCGACGCGUAUCUGGCUGAUGUAGCGCCCGAUGUUAAUUUGAAAUUUCCGAAGUUUCUUGCACUUGCAGGCGCCAUUCCUGAUUACGCUAGGCCGGUUGCUGAUGCGAUUUAUCGAGCAAUUGAUAUAUACUUGAAGGCACACUCAUGGCUAACGGAUUUAGAAAGGGAGCAAGUCUGUCGUCUGAUGAAUUGCCAGAAACUUUCAUUGGAGGCGAGCACACACGCAGCCCAAAACGAGCGUUUGCCAUUACGUGUGAUAGUUCAGGUGCUGUUCUUCGAACAGCUUCGGCUACGAACAUCGAUAUCAGGUUGGUUCUUUGUUUCGGAAGGACUUGAGAAUCCACAAAGCCUGAACCUUCCUCUUGGUUCACAAGAGCGAGUUGGAAGUAUUGAUGAUGUUAGGGAACGAGUAUCGGAGCUUGAGAAGCAUUGCGAGAGCAUGAAGGAGGAAAUUCAGAAACUAGUGAAGACGAAGAAACCGUGGAGUAUCUUUUGGAGGAGAAAGUCUACAUGUAAACAACCUCCCAAUAAUGAGACUACUACUCAUCUUCCGGCUGCGGUCGAAGGGAAGACGACUACGAUCACGACGAAGAAAUGAAGAAAAUUUCACAAUUGAUAGGGGGAUUUAUGUGUUUAAAAUAAGAUGACAAUCAUGUUCUAGUUUGAAAAUGAUGGAUUUAUUUUUGGGUUAGGCAAAUUUCUGUUUUCUUGUAAAUCAUUAUACCCAUAUUUUGAAAACUUGUGAGUUGUGUCUACAUAGGUUAUGGAAAAUCUAAGAUUUGUUUGAACUUCUUGGAUAGUCUUUGUU
Molecule: messenger RNA, 2297 nt
Organism: Impatiens glandulifera
Lineage: Eukaryota; Viridiplantae; Streptophyta; Magnoliopsida; Ericales; Balsaminaceae
Product: BTB/POZ domain-containing protein At5g03250
Exons: 4
Coding region: 297-2087 (596 amino acids)
Molecular function (GO): protein binding
Source: RefSeq, a predicted model, not a curated record